GCUGCGAUUUGCAAUAAAGCAUUCACAAUUCCUUUGCGACAACCCAUUUUAUAUAGGCGGCAGCUGCAAUUCGGUCAUACCGGACUCGACGCCUCGGUAAUUACUCGAUAAGACGUUCGAAUAGGGUCGCCGUAAUCGAUAUUCUAUUGUGCUAUACUCCGUCGUGUGGAGCGUGCACGAUUUUUGUUCCCUGCCGAGCCGAAAUUACCUAUAUAGACGCUCUUAUUGCCCUUAGAGGGUCUUAAUAUACCCACUCUGGACGCCUGAAGCGUUGGAACCUUUCGGUACUUGGGCUUUAUUCCGCUCUUCCAUCCAAACAUCGAUUUAAAAUCAUCUGUUCCGGCGGUAUAAGCAAACAUGUCGCGAUCGAAUCCCCCCAAUCCGGCUGGAUCCCGAAAGAUCUCAUUUAAUGUUAGUGAGCAAUACGACAUCCAGGAUGUUGUUGGAGAGGGAGCUUAUGGAGUUGUCUGUUCUGCGAUACACAAGCCGUCAGGCCAGAAAGUCGCCAUUAAGAAGAUUACUCCUUUCGACCAUUCCAUGUUCUGCCUAAGAACUCUUCGAGAGAUGAAGCUUCUUAGAUACUUUAACCACGAGAACAUUAUCUCCAUCCUUGACAUCCAGAAGCCGCGAAAUUAUGAGACUUUCAAUGAAGUAUAUCUGAUCCAGGAACUAAUGGAGACGGAUAUGCACCGUGUCAUUCGUACCCAGGAUUUAUCAGAUGAUCACUGCCAAUACUUCAUCUACCAAACGCUACGAGCGUUGAAGGCUAUGCAUUCCGCUAACGUGCUUCACCGAGAUUUGAAGCCGAGCAAUCUUCUACUGAACGCUAACUGCGAUCUGAAAGUGUGUGAUUUUGGUCUUGCACGAUCAGCCGCCUCUCAGGAAGACAACUCUGGUUUCAUGACAGAAUAUGUCGCUACCCGUUGGUACCGUGCUCCUGAGAUCAUGUUGACGUUUAAGGAGUACACCAAGGCGAUUGAUGUUUGGUCCGUCGGUUGCAUUCUAGCGGAGAUGCUAAGCGGAAAGCCUCUUUUCCCAGGAAAGGAUUACCACCAUCAAUUGACUUUGAUCUUGGAUGUUCUAGGAACGCCAACUAUGGAGGAUUAUUACGGAAUUAAGUCUCGUCGAGCUCGCGAGUAUAUCCGUUCCCUUCCUUUCAAGAAGAAGGUUCCGUUCCGAACUCUCUUUCCUAAGACUUCCGACCUCGCCCUCGACCUGCUAGAGAAGCUCCUAGCCUUUAACCCCGUCAAGCGUAUCACUGUGGAGGAGGCUCUGAAGCACCCGUACCUCGAACCGUACCACGACCCUGAGGACGAGCCGACAGCACCUCCGAUUCCCGAAGAGUUCUUCGAUUUCGACAAGCACAAGGAUAACCUUAGUAAGGAGCAGUUGAAGCAGCUCAUCUACCAAGAGAUCAUGCGGUAGAACCGACAUUAUUCUGGUAGUCAGGGGGUGAUGGCAUAUCUUAUGCAGGGUUUUGGGCUUGAAGAAUACAUCUACUGAAACCAACUCC
Molecule: messenger RNA, 1513 nt
Organism: Hypoxylon trugodes
Lineage: Eukaryota; Fungi; Ascomycota; Sordariomycetes; Xylariales; Hypoxylaceae
Product: kinase-like domain-containing protein
Exons: 4
Coding region: 358-1425 (355 amino acids)
Biological process (GO): protein phosphorylation; intracellular signal transduction
Cellular component (GO): cytoplasm; nucleus
Molecular function (GO): MAP kinase activity; ATP binding
Source: RefSeq, a predicted model, not a curated record